UGGGCGCGGGCAUGGGCGCAGCGGCGGGCGGCCGGCCCUGAGCCGCCCCUCCGGCCCCGCCAGCCCCGCCGAGCCCUGCCCGGCCACGGCCAGCCCGGCCCGGCCCCGCCCCGCCCCGGCCGGGCCGCCCGGCGGGCGGAAGAUGCUGCGCACCGGGGGCCGGUAGUACUAUGAUUUGGUAUGUGGCCGCUUUGGUAGCAAGUGUGCUCGGCGCCCGCGGGCUGCCCGUCCAAGGUGCCCUCGGCUCGAGGGAGGAGCCCGAGUUCGUGACCGCUCGCGCUGGCGAGAGCGUGAUCCUGGGAUGCGACGUGAUCCACCCGCUCACGGGACAGCCCCCUCCCUAUGUCGUGGAGUGGUUCAAGUUCGGCGUCCCCAUCCCCAUCUUCAUCAAGUUUGGGUUUUACCCUCCCCAUGUGGACCCAGAGUAUGCCGGCCGGGCCAGCCUGCACGACAAAGCCUCCCUGCGCAUUGAGCAGGUGCGCUCCGAGGACCAGGGCUGGUACGAGUGCAAAGUGCUCAUGCUGGACCAGCAGUACGACACCUUCCACAACGGCAGCUGGGUCCACCUCACGGUCAAUGCUCCCCCCACGUUCACGGAGACCCCGCCGCAGUACGUAGAGGCGAAGGAGGGCAGCAGCGUCACCCUGACCUGCAUGGCGUUCGGGAACCCCAAGCCCAUCGUCACCUGGCUCAGAGAGGGAGACCUUCUGGGUGCCAAUGGCAAGUACCAGGUGAGCGACGGAAGCCUCACGGUGCUCUCGAUCAGCCGGGAGGACAGAGGUGCCUACACCUGCCGGGCCUACAGCAUCCAGGGCGAGGCUGUGCACACCACGCGCCUGCUCGUCCAAGGACCUCCCUUUAUCGUUUCCCCUCCGGAGAACAUCACAGUCAACAUCUCCCAGGAUGCUCUGUUCACCUGCCAGGCCGAGGCGUAUCCCGGGAACCUCACCUACCUGUGGUACUGGGAGGAGGAGAACGUCUACUUCAAGAAUGACUUGAAGCUGAGGGUGCGGAUCCUGAUCGACGGGACGCUGAUUAUUUUCCGUGUCAAACCAGAGGAUGCUGGAAAAUACACCUGUAUCCCCAGCAACAGCCUGGGUCGCUCGCCAUCAGCCUCUGCCUACCUGACAGUGCAGUAUCCUGCCCGUGUGGUGAACAUGCCCCCCAUCAUCUACGUUCCCAUCGGGAUCCACGGGUACAUCCGCUGCCCGGUGGAGGCAGAGCCCCCGGUCACGCUGGUCAAGUGGAACAAGGACGGGCGUCCCCUGCGAAUCGAGAAGUAUUCUGGCUGGAACCUGCUGGAAGACGGGUCGAUCCGGAUCGAGGAGGCCACUGAAGAUGCUCUCGGCACUUACACCUGUGUGCCUUAUAACGCCCUGGGUACGAUGGGCCAGUCUCCCCCUGCCCGACUGGUACUGAAGGACCCCCCCUAUUUCACGGUGCUACCAGGCUGGGAGUACAGACAGGAGGCAGGGAGGGAGCUGUUGAUUCCUUGCGCUGCUGCCGGAGACCCCUUUCCCAUCAUCGCCUGGAGAAAGGUCCUCUCGGAAACGGGGGAACCGUCUGCCUUGCCACGACCGGAGAGACCAGAUCCCCUGCCGGUGGCCGGCGGUGUCCCCUGGGCCGCGCAGGUAGGGAAGCCCAGCAGGAGCAAGCACAACACGCUGCCCGGCGGGACCCUGCAGAUCCGCUCCCUCGGCAAGGACGACCACGGCGAGUGGGAGUGCGUCGCCACCAACAUCGUCGCAAGCAUUACUGCCAGCACCCACCUGACCGUCGUAGGGACAAGCCCUCACGCCCCGACCAGCGUGCACGUCGUGGCCGCCAUGACCUCAGCCAACGUCUCCUGGGAGCCCGGCUAUGACGGUGGAUACGAGCAGACUUUCUCAGUUUGGUACGGCCCUCUGAUGAAGAGAGCCCAGUUUGGACCCCAUGACUGGCUGUCUCUCCCUGUGCCAGCUGGUUCCAGUUGGCUACUGGUGGAUACCUUGGAACCAGAGACUGCCUACCAGUUCAGUGUCUUGGCUCAAAACAAGCUGGGCACCAGCUCCUUCAGUGAGGUGGUCACUGUGAACACUCUAGCAUUCCCUGUAACAACUCCAGAGCCUCUGGUGUUGGUUACCCCACCGAGGUGCCUAACAGCCAACCGGACACAGCAAGGCGUCCUCCUGUCGUGGCUCCCUCCCGCCAACCACAGCUUCCCCAUCGACCGCUACAUCAUGGAAUUCCGCGUGGCGGAGAAGUGGGAGAUCCUGGAUGAUGGCAUCCCGGGCUCCGAGAGCGAGUUCUUUGCCAAGGACUUGUCCCAGGACACCUGGUACGAGUUCCGCGUGCUGGCGGUCAUGCAGGAUCUCAUCAGCGAACCCAGCAACGUCGCUGGCGUGUCCAGCACAGAUGUUUUUCCUCAGCCUGACCUGACGGACGAGGGCCUAGCCCGCCCGGUGCUGGCUGGCAUCGUUGCCACCAUCUGCUUCCUGGCUGCUGCCAUCCUCUUCAGCACACUCGCCGCCUGCUUCGUCAACAAGCAACGCAAACGCAAGCUCAAGCGCAAGAAAGACCCUCCUCUCUCGAUAACCCACUGCAGGAAGAGUUUGGAGUCCCCGUUGUCUUCCGGCAAGGUGAGUCCCGAGAGCAUCCGCACGCUCCGUCCCCCCUCGGAGUCCUCUGACGACCAGGGCCCUCAGGCCAAGCGGAUGCUGAGCCCCACCAAGGAGAAGGAGCUCUCCCUGUACAAGAAGACCAAACGAGCCAUCAGCAGCAAGAAGUACAGCGUCUCCAAGGCGGAGGCCGAAGCUGAGGCCACCACUCCGAUCGAGCUCAUCAGCCGUGGGCCGGAUGGACGCUUUGUCAUGGACCCGGCGGAGAUGGAGCCCUCCCUGAAGACACGGCGGAUCGAGGGCUUCCCCUUCGUGGAGGAGACAGACAUGUACCCCGAGUUCAGGCAGUCGGACGAGGAGAACGACGACCCCGUCGUCCCCACCUCCGUGACCGCCCUGAAAGCCCAGCUCACCCCUCUCUCCUCCAGCCAGGAGUCCUACCUUCAGCCACCAGCAUACAGCCCCCGGUUCCACCGGGCGCUGGAGGGUCCCGGCGCCCUGCAGGCCACCGGCCAGGCCCGCCCGCCGGCCCCCCGGGCUUUCCACCACCAGUUUUACGGUUACCUCAGCAGCAGCAGCCCCGGGGAGGUGGACCCGCCGCCCUUCUACAUGCCAGAAGUCAGCCCACUGAGCUCAGUCAUGUCCUCCCCACCACUGCCCCCCGAGGGGCCCUUCGGACACCCCACCAUCCCCGAGGAGAACGGGGAGAAUGCCUCCAACAGCACGCUGCCCCUGCCCCAGACCCCCACGGGGGGCCGGUCCCCCGAGCCCUGGGGCAGGGCCGAGUUCCCCUUCGGCAGCCUGGAGCUGGCCCCCGCGCCGUUCCCCCACCAGCUCCAGCCCUGUGAGGCGGCUGAGGGCUCCCAGCCCACGGGCUGCCUUCCUCGGGGGCCACCACCCUCCUCCCUCCAGGUGGUCCCUGCAUCCUACUCGGGCAUCCUGCCCCUGGAGGCACCAAAGAGCUGGACCGGCAAGUCACCGGGCAGGGGUCAGUCCUCCGUGCCCACUACCACCAAGUGGCAGGACAAACCUAUGCAACCCAUGGGAUGUCAAGGGCAGCUAAGACAUACCAGCCAAGGUAUGGGCAUACCCGUGUUGCCUUACCACGAACCGUCCGAGCCCGUCGGCCCCAGCGGCACAAGCACAUUCAGCCUGGACACCAGGUGGUACGAGCCCCAACCCCGACCUCGGCCCAGCCCUCGGCAGGUCAGGAGGGCUGAGCCCAGUUUACAUCAGGUGGUGCUACAACCUUCAAGGCUUUCUCCUCUGACCCAAAGUCCCCUGAGCUCCCGCAACAGCUCCCCGGAGCUGACUGCCCGCGCCCGGCCUCGCCCGGGGCUCAUCCAGCAGGCGGAGGUGUCGGAGAUCACGCUGCAGCCGCCCGCGGCCGUCAGCUUCUCCCGCAAAUCCACGCCGUCCUCCACGGGAUCUCCGGCGCCGAGCAGCCGCGGGGACAGCCCCAGCUUCCGACCGACCACCGCCUUCACCCCCGUGGGCACCGGCUUCUCCAACUCCCAGGGCUCCUCCCUGCCCGUGGACACCAUGGAUGUUUUCGGAGACAUCCCUUCUCCAAGGAGGGCUGGCGAGGAGAUUCUCCAACCGGAGCCGACAUCCACCACCACGGUAGCCGCCACAGGAAAACGUCCAUCUCCGCCCGGGGACGCUGCUGCACCUGAGAGGCUCGAAGCUCUGAAAUACCAGCGGAUAAAGAAGCCCAAAAAGUCAUCCAAGGGCUCUUCGAAAUCCCGAAAACAACCCAAUGGCUCUGCCUCCCAGGUUCAGCACCCUCCCAGCUCUCAGGUACUGUCACCUGACGAAGCUGUCUGCCUCCGCAAGAAGAAGAGACACCCUCGUCAGGACCCCUUCGCCCGGCUCUCAGCGCUGAAGGACGACCUCUGCCACCGGCAGCUCCCGGAAGACCAGACAGCCAUUCUCAACAGCGUGGACCACGAUGACACCAGUGGACACGCCACCCUGCUCUAGCCUAGCGCCGGUCCCAGGAGGUUGAACAGGAGCGGUGGAGGGAGCUGGUGUCACACCACGGGGGGAUGGAGGUGAUGGGAAAGAGGGGGGGACACCCCUAAGCUGUCACCUCUCUGAGGGGUUCGGUGGCUCACGGCGGGGACGAGCUGGGGGGACACGGGGGAUGCUUUGGGGAGAAUGCUUUGGGCUGGGUGUUCCUCAAAUCCACUUCUCCCCCACCCCAAACAGUUUGGGUGGGGUGGGAAGGGGAGUGUUGCACCUCGGUUUUGGAAAAGAUCUCUAGGCUUCAAAGGCACGGAUGGAGCUUUUGACAUCUGCGUCGGCAGCGCGUGUUUAGGGGGAAAAUGUGGGAUUGAGCAGCUGGCCCUCAAUCACCAGAAGAAGUUGAAUGGCACAGGGUGUUAAUUAAGUGACAAGAACCUAACAACCCAGGCGGGAACUGGUAAUCCCAUGAAUCUGAUUAUGAUAAACCUGACCAAAUAAUCCCAGGAAAGCUGUAAUUGUGAAAAUCUCCCUGCCUCCCCCUUCCCAGCCUUCUUUGACGUGAAGGUAACAGCAGCAAAACCAUCCGUGACAUCUUUCCUUACCUAUCUCUGAAAGGGAAAAGCCAGAAAGACCCCAAGCCUUCGAAUCAAUGUGAGAAAUCACCAUUUGUCUGUGUGCAAAUGCACUUGAGCCUCGGUAACGUGUGCUUGAUGCCGUGCGAGCACGCAGGUGCGGGGCUGAUGUGAUCUGAGGGUGUUUCCCCCUCCAGGUGUGGCGUGUGCCAGCUUUGAUGAGGGUGGGUUUGAUUAAUUCUGCCCGACACUCUGUGUAUCUCAGGCAAAUGUUCUUCAGCGCCGCGUGGUGAUGUGAUUUCUUACUGUGUGAUGUUUAAUCUCUACCGAUAACUGCAAGGCGGGGAGACGCAGGCGUGCGAGCGAACGGGCUUUGGCUGCGUGGUCCCCAAAGCCUCCGUCGGCAGGUGCUGAGCCCCAGGGAGAGCAUCUGGAAGUGCCCAGCUCUGCGGAUGGACGUGGAUGGCUCCGUGCAAAGCUAAGCCCAGCGUUUCGCGCCAGCUUGAAAUACGUUGCUGCUGGUUUCACCAUUUUUCCCUUUUUCCUUCCUGCUCCAGCCCCGAUGUGUCGGCUGUGACACCUGCCAGGGUUGUGCCCCUCCCUUUUCCCCCUGUUCCCCUCAGUAAUGCUGUUCUAACUCUUCACCAGAAUGUAUUUCCUCUUCAGAAUAGGGUAGGUUUGGUGGCUGGUGGUUUUCUGGAUUGCAUAGGCCUUUUUUUUGGUUUGUUUUUAGCAGGCAAGGUGUAACCCGAGAACAGCCGGGCUCACUUUCCUGUUCUGCCUCCACUCUCUGACUGCGUGGCCUUGGGCAAGUCACUUGACCUCUCUGUGCCUCAGUUCUCCCAUCUGUAAAAUGGGGAAAAGUCAUAUUUGAGCACUUUGGACAUGCACUUGGUGGCCUACGGACUGCAAGUGCUAUGUAAAUGCUUAGUGCUAAUACCAAGCAAUCCCUACCUUUAAAAUAUUUAGAGUUGGUUGUUUUUUUUUUGUUGUUGUUUGAAGUGGUAAAAUCAACCACUGCGUCCAGGUUUGCACAGUUCUUCCUCUGCGGUAAAGUGCUAAACCCUCCAGCCUGCCUGGGAAUAAAACACCGAGUGUUUCAUGUAGAUAUUCUUGCUUUGAGUGGAUUCAGGCUGUAGAAAAAGUGUCAGGAGAGCUGGAGAGCCUGCAGGCAUGCUUUUAGCCCCAGGCUCUCUAUUUGCAUGUGAAACUUUUGUUUAUUCCCAGGUAGAAUUGCCAAGAGAUUCUCUGCAAUCUCGCCUUUAAUUCUGCUUUGCCUUGGUUUUUGCUCUUGCUGCUGGUUGAACCUCCAAGGGCUGAGAUGUUUGGAGGAAGACGUGAGCCCUCGGUUGUGAUCCGGCUCUCUGACCACGCCACGCUUUUAGGUCGGAGCCUGUUGAUUGCUCUGCCUCCAUAUACCUGGUUUUAGAGGUUGUGCUUCCUUUCCCAGCAGGAUGCUCGGGAACCUGUGGCCACCAAAAGCAGAGCACCGUGUCUCUUUUCCAAUCUCCAGGCCCUAAGUAAGGUUUGAACCACUGGACAAUGAAUCCUCUAAAUCGGUAACCAGAUAUUUCUGAGCUUUAACAACUUUCUCAAACCAUCACCAGGUUUGUCUUGGGAAGGAGGGAGGGUCUGGCAGAAAUGCCCCUCUCUUUCCAGCCUGCACCAGGGCUUUUUAUUGACGUGACGAGUGACCUGACGUAAGAACCUCAACUCUCAGAGUGAGAACUCAACUUUGCUAACAGUAUGACUGCGAAUUUCUUUUCUUUGGGUGUGUUUUUAGGGUUUUUCCCUAGAACCUGCUCGGAUCUGAAUUGAUUUAAUGCCAUUCUCCCGCUCGGCAGCGGGGAGAACUCUGCCUGGCUUGGCCAACUUCAGCUCGCCUGUCACUCCAGCCGGGCUGCUCCUGAUGGACAGGUGACCCUCGGGGCCGGGGGAGGCGUGGAGGCUCUGUGCUGCCCGUGCUGUGGCCAACUUGCUCUUCCUUUUGCUCUCAUUGCCUCAGCCUCUGGAACAGAGGGUUGCUUUUCCAUUUGAGUGCUUUCCAAACGAUUUACGACACCCGUUCGGAUGGGCCAGGCGCUGUCUUCAGGCUCUUGAGGUUUCUACCUCAGGACUAUGCCCCAUCCCAUCUUAAGGAGCUCUAGAGGACUUGGAGUGCAGGGCAGGUUGACGGAGCAUGCCGGCUUGCUGGGUCAGUCUUUUGAGAUUUGUUUUCCUUUUGCAGGUGUUUUGAGCCACUGGGCUUUUCAUGGUCUUCGACCUUUAGAGGCUGGAGCUGCAGCCCUCUCUCUUUCAGCCGUGUACCUGCCACGCUGCUGGAGUGGGAAAUCCCGCCCGGGCGCCUCGUGGAAGCAGCUCCUCCCUAAAACCAUCCUUAACUCCUUUCCCUGCUAGACCGAGUUACCUUCCGAUAGACUCGGGCCGUGCUUUGGCUGACUGGCUCGCCUCUUGCUUUGGCAACCUCCUCGCUUCUCCCAGCCCUCUGGUUUCCAUGCCCUUCAGGGUUGCUCCUCUCUCCUUCCGUGGACCUGGAAACAUCGAAGCCGUGUCAGACGAUGCCAAACACUUCCCCCAUUUCACCCCCGUUUGAACUCCGUGUCGCUUUGGUGGUUUGCAAACACAGCUGCUGUCGCUGCUGCUGCUGCUUCUUCAUUUUUAUUUUUUUUUUCUCCUUUCAUGCUGCAAAAUAUAUCUUGAUUUUUAUCUUCCUGGGCCAAACUCUCUUAUUUUCUAAGCUGGUCUGAGGUAGAUGGCUCUUUCUAUAUCAGUAACUGUACGAUUCCUCCUUGCACAUUGUGAACAUGAUGUUCCAUUAGGUCCCUUGGCAAAUCCUGGCCCACGGUGAAAAAAUUCCUCUGAAUCACAAGGAUAUUGUCCCUGGGCUCCGCUGAGGUGUUAGUGCAGGGGUGCCAGCCCAGUUUUGGGGGGUCCUUGCUGAUGCUUCUCCCUGCAAGGUGGCCAUGGUGGGGGUGCUCCAGCACUGGUUUCAUGCCACCUUGGGGAUGGCAGGAUUGGGGCACCCUGAGCUGGGGGAGGUGACAUGGAGAGGUGGGUACAGGAUGCCACGGAGAUCCAGUGGAAAAGGUGUGCUCCUGGGGUGCUGUCCCUUGCAGUCCAACAAUGAGUCCUGGAGCAGGCAGGGAAAAAGGGCAGGGAAAUGCUUUGCCUGCUUUUCCAGCAGGACUUGCUGAGCUCUCAUCCACGUGUUUCUAAGGUGACUUUGCCGUGCAGCCCCAGCAGCGUUUUGGUUCCGCGGUGUUGACGUGAAGGAAAAUGCAAGUUAGUGUAAGAGGGGGAGAGGGAGAGUUCAGGGCUCGUUUGUGGGGCCCUGUUUCUGUGCCUGCCACUGACAGCACCCACAGGCACAGGGAGCGAUGAGUUUGUAGGAUGGGGGAGCUGCAAGGUCCCGGGGUCCCUGUCCAGUCUGAACCUCGGUGUGGUUUGCAGCCUGCCCUCUGAGCUGAGAGGGAGCCCCCAGGGUGUCUGUGUGAGCAGGAGAUGCUUUUCCUGAGAGGAUUCUCAUUCCUGCUCCCCUGUGCCGGUCACCUGUGACUUGGAGGCUGCUUUAGGGCACUGGGGGACUCCAGGCUGUUCAUCUGGUGUUUGUCACCUUGUCAGCUGGCUCAGUGCCGCCUGCUUUGGAGGAAGGCUGGACGUGAUGCUGUUUGGAUGUAUAAAUGUAAAGAGGAUAUUAAGGGAAUAACAGCUUGCUGUACCUACCUCUGGGAGUGUUGAGGACACUGGAUUUGGGCUCAGCAGCCCAGGCACGGUCCUGGGAGGGCUUAGUCAUGUCUGGUGGCAUCCAGACAUGACACACAUUCCAUAGUCAUUGCUGCUCCCACCUUGCUGUCUGUAUUAGGACAAAAUCCACCUGGCAUUUUGGUUUCUCUUCCUGCUUCAGCCAGUGACGUAGAUUUGGGAGUGCUCAGAGUUUUGGGUUGGUUUCAGCUGUAGCUCUUGUCUGGAGGUAUUUUUCCAUGAGGCUGGACCUUCAGGGAUUUCCACACGUCCCACAUGGGCUCGCUGCAGCCCCAGACUGAAGUCAGGGCUUUUUUGGAAGGAAAUCUUCUCAAGGAACCGGAGUAAAACCCACUGUACAUAUGAGAUAUAAAUAGAUAGAGAAGCGUAGGACAAAGGUAGCUAGGUUUGAAGAAUUCAGUAGAUUUGCAUGUCGGGGUUUGUGUGUGUCAUGGGGAGAGUUUAGAGCCGUGCUGGAGCGGGGGAUCGGGAUGGGCAAAGCAGGGAAGGGGCUGGGAGCAGCUGCAGCCUGAGGGGAAUUUGGGGAUGGAGAGGCACCGGCGUGAGCUGCGCCGUGGCCCUGCUGCACACGACAGAUCGCUCUGUUUCAUGAUUUCAUCCCCAGUUUUUAGCUUUGCUUUGUUCAUUGUCUGUAACUCACCCCUGGGCCGCGAGAUGGAGGAGCAGGAGAGACAGGUCCUGUGCUCUGCGUGUCCGAGGCACGUGGGGCGUGACACGGGACACGACAUGGGAGGGGGAUGUCACGUUGCCUCAUCUUUGGUGCCCUCGCUUAAAGAAAAAGCUCCACCACGCAAAAACCCUUCCCUCAAGUCCCUCUAGAUGCUGCUCUCUGGUUACUCGUGUGAAAGCAUUUUGCUUUGCGUCUGUUCUUCCCAGAGAAGCGUGAGUCAGAAGGGAUGAGAGAGGGAUACAGCUAAAUUUGUCCCCUGAGCUGAGGAAUGCAGCACUGGCUGUGCCAGCCAGCCCCAGCAGUGCCUCCUGGGAGGGACAAGAUGUUCUUGACUGUGUCUUUUUAUUUUAAACCUCAUUAGCAGGACUUUGAGGAUCUGAGGCAGAGAGGGGAUUUGGUCACCAGUGAUGCAGAGCUGGUACUGACCCCGGGCAUGGGGACAGCUGGAUUCAGGCUGGAUCCCCACCCCUCUCCCAGAGCCAUCCCUGUGCUGUCUGGGCACGGGGUAGCCCUUAGAAAAAGCAGGAUAUUCACUCCCAUUUCGCCCCUUCAGCCAAAUUCUGUUGGUUUUUUUUUUCUGUUUCUGAGUAUCUUGACUGCUCCCUGCCUGCGUUUGUGGGAAGGAGAGGUGGGAAGUGCAGUUGUUCCUGUUAGAGAUCAGUCAGGGAAUGCUUCGUCCAGGAACUGAGGGCUGGGAAACAGCGACCAGAUUUGGCAACACUGGUGCCAGCAAAAGAAGAAACUUAACACUGCACUCAAUUUCCAUCAGCUGGCACAUCCCCAAGCAGGGAGGACCAGUGUGGUUGUGGGACAGAACUGGAGAUGGGAGCCUGUUCCCCGCCUGGGUGGCUGGGAUGAGAGGGAGCCGCGUUUGCCCGUUUUCCCCAAUUUUAGGUGUUUUGGCACAGCUGGCUGAGCUCUUUUCCUCGGCGUUGCGUGGCAGCAGGACGAGUGUCCCCAGUCCCGGGGCUCUGGCUGACUUUUGAUAUGUGCAUGGAUGGAGGAAGGACCUGGGGAGGGGGUGGGCAGAGAAAGGGGGGGCAGAGGGGCAGGUCCAGGCUCGGGGGCGUUGGAUGAGGCAAGCAUGCGCUCUAGAGGUAGCUAAGGAUUUUUGUACUGGUUGCAGUGGGGUGGGAAAUGCAGGAUGGAGGGGCUGGCAUCCCCCAUGGAGGACAGUUUGCCCAGAUUUUAUAUUUACCAUCAAAAUGACACUUUCUCUCCCAGGAGGGCUUCUAUUCUUGUUCUCCUGAGGUUGCAGGGCUGCAAAAGAGGGUGCCCAUCUUCCUGGGUCUGAAUGCUCCUCGGAUUUCCACCCACUCCCCCCCCCAGCACUUAGAUUAAAAUAAAACGUAAAAAAAAAAAAGACUUGAGAAAUGAGCCCCAGUAUCUUCAUCUAAAGAAAUGAUAUUGGUGUAUCAGAACCGCAUUGUAUAUAAAAUUAAACAAAUAUAUAUUUACUCUCUAUUUUAGAAGGGGGGGAGAAUAAAUAUUUAAAAUAAUUCGUUAGUAAUAGGUGUCAGAAACUUCUGUGCAGCAUGAGAGAGGCUGUCAGAGGUGGGGAGAGUCUCAACAGCAGGAGCAGAGCGAGUAUUUUUACAUUAUAUUGCGCUUCAGCUUCUCUGCUUCUCCAUCCACCUAUAAAUAGACAAAAAUAUAUAUACAAAUAUAUAUAUAUAUAUAUAUAAAAAAUUAUAUAUAUCUAAGUCACAUAGCUGUUUUAUUUUUGUAUCCAUGCCUAGUGCUGUUUGAGCAAUACGGUGGCGAGGGAGAGGAGGGCUGGGCCAGGCUGGGGGGCUUGCAGUGCUCCGGGGGAUCCGCCCUCUCCGGGCCCAGCAUCACCACUGUUUGCUGUUUCAAUAGGGAAAAACACUAAAAAGGGACAAAAUCCCAGGAUGGGGACGCCUGGGCUUGCUGCCAGCUUGCCCAGGGCCAUGGUGAGGUAGUGUUUCCACUGAGGGCUGUCUUGGGCUUUUUUUCCUCAGAGAAAAAAAGACAAAUUUCAGCUCCGAGGACGCUCGGGGAGCAUUAGGCAGCUGCAGCCUGGGGUGGCACAGGAGGGGGACACGCUGUGGGGACAGGGUCCCCACACUGCUGCCUCCCUGGCCACCUGUCCUCGCUGCCCUCAUAAACAUCGAGGGUUUCUGAAACCCUCCUGCAGCCGGUGGAGCCCCUCAGAGCCACCCGGGUGGCCACAGUGGGAUUCCCCAGGUGCCUGCACCCGGCUGGAGUGGGGAGCCUUCUCCAUAGGGAAUGGCAGUGCCUCUGCAGGAGAGUCCCAGGGCUCACUGGUGCUGGGGGGGCUACUGGGGUCCACUGGGCAGGAUGUGGGGCUCUCCCUGCCUGGAUAGGGUGAGGGGCUCUCCUUGCCUGAAUGGAUGGGAUGGGGGCUCUCCCUGUCCCUCUGGAUGGGAUGAGGGGCUCUCCUGUCCCUCUGGAUGGGAUGUGGGGCUCUCCUGUCCCUCUGGAUGGCAUGUGGGACUCUCCCUGCCUGAAUGAAUGGAAUGGGGGCUCUCCCUGUCUCUGUGGAUGGGAUGAGGGGCUCUCCCUGUCCCUGUGGAUGGCAUGUGGGGCUCUCCCUGUCCCUCUGGAUGGGAUGUGGGGCUCUCUCUGUCCCUCUGGAUGGGAUGAGGGGAUCUCCUGUCCCUGUGGAUGGGAUGUGGGGCUCUCCCUCUCCCUGUGGAUGGGAUGAGGGGCUCUCCCUGCCUGGAUGGAUAGAAUGGAGGCUCUCCCUGUCCCUGUGGAUGGGAUGUGGGACUCUCCCUGUCCCUGUGGAUGGGAUGUGGGGCUCUCCCUGUCCCUGUGGAUGGGAUGUGGGGCUCUCCCUGUCCCUGUGGUUGGGAUGAGGGGCUCUCCCUGUCCCAGUGGGUGAGGUGGCAUCGAGCCCUGGCACGGUGGGGGAUGUGCUGGGGAUAUUUGGGGCUUUUCCUUCAGAGCAGUACGGACCCGCCGGAUCCCUGCCCCCUUCCUCCUGGGCUGUGGGAGGACGAGGAGCCAGUUUGGGACUGAGCGAUGCCAGGGAGCUGCAAACCCCCCCUCUGCCUUCACUGGGGCACGAUUUGGGGAUUGUCUUUGGGCAGUGAUGACUGGGGCUUCACUCCCCUCAGUCGGUGUCCCACAGUCCUGGGCUCUGGGGGGGUCCAGGUGCUGUUGUUUGGGCUCAGAUGUCCCCGAGGGGACGGUGGCACAGCCCUGGAGUGCUUACACCCCUCCAGAGGCAGGCAGAGGUCCCUCAGCGUGGUCAUGCCAUGUCCCCAUGGCUGAGGCACCCCCGGGAGCUGGCCCCUCGCAGCAGCCCCGUGUCCUCUGUAGGUGUCACCUGUAUUUUCCAUGAUAUUUCUCUCUCUUCUUCGUCGGGUCGGGGGGGGCUGGGGUGGGGGAUGUUUCUAAUAUCCAGCCGAGAUUUGUUCAGCACCAAUUCUUGAUAUCGAAGCAAAGCAUGUUUGGUGGGACUAACUUGCAUUUAUUAGCGGUAAAUACAUAAGUGAGUAUUUUAUAUGUUAAAAAAAAAAACAAACGAGAAAAAAAAAAAAAAAAAAAAAGGAUGUCAGGAGAAAGAGAAGGGAUGAGAUUUCUCACCUGUCCAGGCUGGGGGGCUGCCUUGCCCCCCACCGGUGGGGCUUUGGGUAUUGCUGGGGGUGGGCAGGGGGGCGGGCAGCUUUCUCCUUUCCCCAUCUCCCCUGGAAUCACUUACAGAAAAAAAACAGGCAAAGGAAAGCUAGAAAUGUUUACAAAGCACACUUCCCACAGUACCGUUAACCCUCUGGAUGCCAAACAGACACAUCAGGAGCUGCCCCCUCCCCGCGCUCAGGGGCGGUGGCUCCCGCAGCAUUGUCCUGCUUCCCGUGGUUUCUUUGGUUUGGUUUUUUUUGGACACCAUCCCCGCUGCCUCCAUCUGCGUGCACCUGCCCGGAGCUUGCUGUCCAGGGGGGGUUUGCUUCUGCCCCCUCCCAGGCUCUUCCCACUCGGCUGGGAGCUCUGGGAAGCGCCUGUCUCUGCUCGGGAGGUUCUGGCUCGGUGGGAGAUGCUGGCACUCACUCCUUGCCCUCCCAGAUGCACUUUAAGGCCAAACUUCCCUUUUUUUCCUUCUCCGGGGCUGGCACAGAGCAGGCAGGGGAUGCUCCCGUGGCCCCAGGGGGUGCAGGACCUUCCACACAUCUGUGCAGGCUCUGGUCCCUUGGCAUUUCCCAUGUGGGGAAGCCCUUUGGAAAUCCUGGGAAUGCCCACCUUGCCAUAAGGUUCAUCCUUUGGGCAUUAGGGGAUCACACCUGUACUCCAGCUCCUCGGGGAGCAGCCCUGGAUCCCCCCGGGAGCAUCUCCAGCUCUCCCAUGGGAGCAUCCCUGGCUCUCCGGGGGAGCCCAGACUUUUUAAUCCCCUUUUACUAGGUUUGUAGACUCUCUGAACCCUCGUAGACCUCCAUAGGUAGCUCUUGAUUUAAUCCCCUCCUAACCCCACAGUGUUUUGCCCUAAGGCAGGAUUUUCUUCCCAACCCAACGCGUCUCUGGUUGCGUGGGACAACUUUUUCCUCUUUUUAAGAAGAAUUUCUUGCCUCUGGAUAUAAAGACUAGACCAUCCAACCUUGUUUCCAUCUCUUGAAUGUCGAGUAUUACGAUGUAUAACACACGUUAGGGUGCUCUUUGGUGCUGUUUCAAUGGUAACCAGUGGAACUGACUUUUUUAAAAUAACAAUAACAAUAAAAGAAACUUUAGUGCCGCUGGUUCCAUAACGUUCGUUGUCGUGACUUUUUUUGUUUUUUCCUUUUUUUGGAAGUUUUGUUAGGGUUUUGGUUUCUUUUUAUUUUAAUUCUUUUUUAAUUUUACUAAACAGUGAGUAGCGAUCAGCUGCCGGGUUUCUGUGGUGUUGGUUUUAGGGACUGGUGGCUGCUGUGAGCUGGGCGGGCCGCGUCACAAUUUAGUGGGAUUUGGGAUCAAGUAGCUUCAUUUUGGAACUGCACACAGCAAAACGAGCAUUUGACGGGAGCCCAGACGGCAACUAGAGGGUUAAUUUUUGAACUUUCAGGUAUGUUCCUCAGAAGAAAAUAAUAAAAAAAAUAAUAAAAAAAAAAUAAGAGAAACAAAACACUAUUUUUUCAGUAAGCUUUUUUUUUCUGUAAACGAUUUACAAAUAAAUCUGACAUGAUGGUGCUGUACCAAAGCCUUAUACGAAACUUAUUCCGCUCUCUCUAUAAUCUCUCUGUAUCUGUAUUGUUGCUCUCGGCCUCCGCCAAGGCCAGGAAAUGCCAGCAGGAGGGACCGAUGGCCGCGCUCGCCAUCGGCAUCCCUGGGAUUCCCCGGGAUGGGAAUCGUCAUUCCCCGGAAUUCCCGGCCCGCGGGGAGGGAAAGCCAAAUUUCAGCAUGAGGGGCACAAGUGGGGGUCCCUCACCCCAAACUCUCCUUCCGACUGGGUGCUAUCCUGCCCUGGGCAGGGAUCCGAGACCUCGCUGGGAGCGCUGCCCGCUGCUCCCGGCCUCCCCACGGCGGCUCCGAGGCAUUUUUACCCACCGAGCCCCCUCCUCCGGGGGGAUUUUACAUCUUCCAGCUCAGCCCGACCUCCGCGGCGCUUAGCCGAGCCCUGGCUCUGCCCUGCGAGCCCCCUCCCAGCCCUUCCCUGGGGCCGGCCAGGAGCCGGGGCUGCUUUGAUAGCUCGAAGCAAUAAUCCCACUCUGCCAAGAAAGCUGGGUCCUUUCGGCUCUUGGACUGUUGUCAGUUAAUGAGUAAAUGCUCAUAAGCCAACAAAAAGUGGAAGAAACGAGAGUUUGAAGCCCUGCCUUACUGGGAGUAGCUGGCCCCUCGGUCUCUGCCUGUUGGAAUUUUAAGGCCUGCUGAGUACUUAAUUUAUCGCCGGUAACAUUGCAUGUUCAUAGAUUGACUUCUUGAGUUGAUUUUUCUUAUUUUAAUGUACCCACUAUAAGAAAUUCUGGCAGUGUUGCAAUGUUACGUACAACUAGCCAUGCUGUAGGAGAAUGAUGGGUUUUGGAAUCGAUUAACUUGCUCCUCAUGUAACAUUACCCUGCUUCAGAAAUGUUUUGUAUUUUGAUAUAAAUAAACAUUUGCUAAAAAAAAA
This is a messenger RNA of Motacilla alba alba, 15630 nucleotides long. RefSeq names its product immunoglobulin superfamily member 9B (gene IGSF9B). The record is from RefSeq and is a predicted model, not a curated record. The coding region runs from base 171 to 4580 and encodes 1469 amino acids. Gene Ontology annotation, biological process: cell-cell adhesion. The transcript is spliced from 21 exons. Gene Ontology annotation, molecular function: protein binding. Lineage: Eukaryota; Metazoa; Chordata; Aves; Passeriformes; Motacillidae.